Babesia ovata is the source of this 1413-nucleotide messenger RNA. RefSeq lists its product as uncharacterized. The coding region runs from base 1 to 1413 and encodes 470 amino acids. The record is from RefSeq and is a predicted model, not a curated record. Lineage: Eukaryota; Apicomplexa; Aconoidasida; Piroplasmida; Babesiidae. The transcript has 2 exons.
AUGUGCAGAGCGCGGUGGCGUCGGUCCCGACUUAUCGCAACAUGGCGUCUAUCGUUGGCGCUGCUUGGCAUUUUGGCCUCUGCAGGACCUGCUAGUGUAGGCGCUAGCCGUGUCUUCCCCAGUGGGCAUAAUUUGGGAGCUGCUGCGGCACCAUAUGACGCAAGCCAAGAAGGCUACGGUGUAUGCGUAGCGGCAGGAUGCAACCAAUUCGAGUCAGAGAGUUCGAAUCCGCAGCAACAGCAGUGCGGCAUGCAUACUGUUUGCAAGCGGUGUCCAACUCCGGGAGUAAGCAACGCUGAUAUUUGCCAUCUAUUCCCCCCUACACAAGGGCGCAUUAAUGUAAUAGAGGGUAGUUUGGACACGACCAGUGCUGCGCACCAUGGACACGGUGAGGGCGGAUCAUCUGAGGGCGACGAGGAUGAUGAGGGCUCUUUUCUGCAGAUCAACUCAUUUGACAUGAAAUUUAGGCCAUCCACCUCAAACGCUGAUAUUAAAACCUAUGCGAAAUCGUGUGCAGUUGACAGGGAGGGAUUCGUAGAUGUUGCCGUUCGAGUGAUUUUGCAGUGGUACAAGGUACCAGGCAAGGAGAGCCCCAAGGCGGCGGCCCACGAGGAAGAAGACGACGAGGGCAUGCUCGAGGUAGAGCCAGCAUCGUCCUUAUCAUUAGAUGAUAUGCGUUUUUCGUCGGAUAAUGAAACCGAUUCGUUUCUCGAAAUAUUCCCACGUUUGGGUGAAAAAUUAAAGGGGAUGUUUUCGUCCGACAAAGAUUCCGACGAUGACGGUUCGGAAGAUGGCGGCCAUGGUGCCGUCGGAAUGGUUAUGCACGGCUUGGCCUCUGCCGGUCACGGCGCCUACAAUCGCGUCAAAAGACUUUUCAAGUCGCCCAAAUUGCAGAUCCACUAUGCCGUGAGCCACCAGACGUUAUCGAGCUGCAGGCAAUCUCAGCGAUGGAAAGGAUCGGUCUCUGGUUCCUCGCUGAUAUUCACAUCUAAUCAGAACAUCAGGAUCCCGUUGUCGAAUCUGCAGAGCAAAUUCUUUAUGGACAACAUAAAGAUACACGUGACGUGCAAGGAUUGUGAACUGCUUCAGUCUCGUUCAUGCGUUCAGGUUCACUGCGCCCAGAAACAGCCCCCUACUCGCAGUCAUGCGUUGCGUAGCUUUACGCGACCGCCAACGACGCCCAUCCUCCAACCUAUCGCUAUGCAUUCGCCGCCUGUUGCCGGGGCCGGACACGCCGUGCCUCCUGUCGCGCACGCGGCUGCCCACACGGCACCGCUCAACGUUGUCUACAACCCUGACACCAUCGUGGCACAUAUCGCACCGCCGGCACACGCUGGGAAUUUUGCAGAAGUUCCCGGCGUCAUGAUUGCCACCAUCGUUAUUCUGCUCUGCACAAUACAACUGCUAGAUUAA